Penaeus indicus is the source of this 2667-nucleotide messenger RNA. RefSeq lists its product as uncharacterized. Gene Ontology annotation, molecular function: RNA-DNA hybrid ribonuclease activity; nucleic acid binding. Bases 1 to 2667 code for a protein of 888 amino acids. The transcript has 6 exons. The record is from RefSeq and is a predicted model, not a curated record. Lineage: Eukaryota; Metazoa; Arthropoda; Malacostraca; Decapoda; Penaeidae.
AUGUUCGCAGCAAGAAGUGCAUCUUCCCAGUUACCGGCAAACAUCACUAGGAAACUACAACAACUCUCUCCCACAAGACAGCUACAGAUACAAGAAGCCAUCCACACUCAAGCUGAGAGUGACUUUCCUUUCACUAAACAAGAGCUCUCUCCCACAAGACAGCUACAGAUACAAGAAGCCAUCCACACUCAAGCUGAGAGUGACUUUCCUUUCACUAAACAAGAGCUCACACAUGCAAUAUCAAACAAGAAAGAUACUGCUCCAGGAGCUGAUAAGAUCCCAUAUUCUUUCAUUAACCACUUGGGCCCAAGGGGCAAGACAGCUCUUCUCAGGAUCUUUAAUCAGUCACUACAGUCUGUUUUUCCACCAACAAUCUUUGCAUACCAAAAAGGUGCAGGCACCGGCGAUAACAACGCAACACUGCUAUCACUACUAGAUGGAAAAGACAGCAUUGUAGUAUUCUUGGACUUAGAAAAAACUUUUGAUCUUGCCAACAAAGAGGCCAUCUUAUCCUUAUUAGCAGAAAAAGGCCUCAGAGGGAGGCUCCUUGAGUGGAUACAAGACUACCUGACUGGCAGGAAAGCCAAAGUCAGGUUCCAGGGAGAAUUAUCUAACUCUUAUGAUUUCGAGAAUGGAACACCACAGGGAGGACUCCUUAGCCACUUUCUCUUUAACAUUUUAAUCUCGAAACUAGUAGAUAUUCCAUUUCCAUCAGAUGUUCAGCUUUUAGCCUAUGCAGACGAUAUCCAACUUGUAGCCACAGGCCAAAAUCGUCACAUAAAUGCUCAGACCUCGUUAGACUUACUGGAAAAUAAGUGCAGAGAGCUUGGUUUAAAAGUUAACUCAGAUAAGUCAAAAGCACUCCAGAUAAGAAGAAUAUCAGCCUGUCGUCAGCUCUAUAUAGGCAAUACACCCCUAGAGUGGGUUCCGUCAUACAAAUGCCUAGGCAUAUUCUUCAACUCUGAGCUGUCAGCCACCACACACCUACGAUUUCUAUUAGAAAGAACAAGAUGCCGCCUCUGCAUUUUAAGGAAGCUAACCUCUUGUAAGACAGGUGCUGGUUUCAAGGUCUUAAGACUCUUCCACACUCUUGCAAUUCGAUUCCUAGUGGACUAUAGUGCGCCUGCACUACUAACACUCAGCUCUGACCAAAUUGUCUCUCUAGAAACCAUACAGAAUAGAGCCAUGAGAUCAAUACUUGCUGCCCCAAGAUGGACUAGACUAGCCAAUUUAAGAGUCGAGACUUACUUAUCAUCUCUCCACACCAGAAUCAGACAAAUAGAAGUCACUCUCUGUUCAAAGAUGAUCACACGUACCAGACCUUCACCCUUAAAAACUUUCAGCUGUAUAUUUCAUAACCAAGACUUACACCACAACCUCACAUGGCACCGCAAGUUAGCUGAAGCAUUCCUCUUCCUUAAUACAGUACCUAUACUAUCGGCAAGAGGAAUAGAUAACUAUCACCCACACUACCAUCCAAACCCCCCAUGGAAAGACAAAUCUAUAUCAAUACACACCAGCACCAUUCCUACCACGAAGGCUCUGUGCACUCCUACCAUGAUAGCACAGUUAAAGGCGAACAUAGAGGCACUCAGGGCAGAAGAUACUCUCAUCAUCUACACGGAUGGCUCUGUUGAUCAGGCCACUGGCAGAUCAGGGGCAGCCAUAGUUACCGACGACAUGAGCAUAGCACACAGAGUGUCAGAUGGAGCAUCCACUCUACAAACUGAACUGUAUGCCAUCAAGUUGGCUUUCAGACACACAGUAUAUACUACACACCCAACUAUACAUAUCUUCACUGACUCUCUCUCAGCCAUACAGACCCUUAAGAAAAACCAAGUCACAGAUAAUCUCAAACUAGUAACAACCAUUCUCUUUCACAUCCAGCAACUGGAAGAACAAGGAAAGACCCUGAGCUUAUGGUGGAUCCCUAGCCACGUCAACAUCUCUGGCAACGAGUCUGCUGCUGCUGCUGCCAAGAAUAGUCUACGUUUCAGCACUAUCAAUGGACACAUUACCCCAAGAUCCCCAUCAGCAAAUUGGUACAAGAUAGUCACCGACUACAAUCCUCCAUUCUCAGUCACCACUCUUCCCAGGAAAUCUGCUGCAGUAUACCACAGACUCCGCUUAGGAUACAGAUGCAAUUGGGAGAUAGAUAUCAGAGUCCCCAGGCCAUGUACCUUGUGUACCAUAAUCACUGAUGAGCCUCUAAUCCACUAUAUCCUGGACUGCCCUAAUAUCCAGCAAUUACCUCAGCAAUACCAAGGCCCGCAAAGAAGAGAUCGAAGACAAUUUGCUUCUACAGCUGCCAGAUGUCUAGCCGAAAUACUCAGCUCACCUGAUGUCCUCCAGGUACUUACAAGUUCCAGAGUGACAACAUCUGAUGUUCCAGAGGAAUUGGCCAAGGGAUUGCAUAGGUCAUCAGGGAGAGAGCUUGUUCUUUGUAAAUUUGCAGAAUUCAUACACUGCAAGUUGCUCUCUGACAUUACUUGCACUAGGGGUGAUGUUAGUUACCGCUGCAGCAUAGGGAGUAUCGGUUAUGUCGAAGAGGCAGAGGAACGCGAGAAUAUGACAGCGACCGUGAAUCUCUUGAGAGAUUCUGAAUAUUCUGAAGAUUAUACACUAGCGCAGAUGUGGAAUUUGAUCAGGAUAAAUUUAUCAUAUUAG